AUGCGCAGAUUCUCUACUGUGUUCAAGAAGAAGGACGAGUCCAAGGCCAAGGAGAAUGGCCAGAUCAGCGAAAAGGCCAAUGGCAAGCGACACUCCAAGACCAUCUCUACCUCUCAGCCGCCGCCGGAACCAGAAGAUCAUAGUAAGGCCCGGGGUGAAGUGUCUGCUAUCUUUGAGAGAUACGCGCAAGUGAUUCAUGCAUCUCGACGUCCAUUGCCUACUCAGAGCGGAGAUGGCACCUACUUAGAACAUGGCCAUGACCACUCGACGAGUCUUUUCUCCGAUCUUCGAUCAUUGGGAUUCAAGGAUUAUGGCACUCUUGUCGAGGUCAUGAAGAACAAGGCCUCUGGAGAAUAUGUGGACGACAAGACCAUGCUGAUGGAACGGAUUAUCCAGCUCGUCAGCGGACUUCCAUCCAAUUCAAAGAACAGAGCAGAGCUCACCAAUGCGUUUCUCGACGAGCUCUGGGAUUCCCUUCCACACCCACCUCUGUCAUUUGUCGGACCGAAAUUUGAAUAUCGAUCUGCGGAUGGAUCAUGGAAUAAUCCAACAAUUCCAUGGCUGGGAGCUGCCAACACUGAAUACUCCCGGUCAAUUGCACCGCUGACUAUUCAACCAGGCGGUCUCCCAGACGCAGGUCUCGUAUUUGAUAGUAUCAUGGCCAGAGAGCAAUUUACACCUCACCCGAACAAAGUGUCAAGUGUCUUCUUUGCCUGGGCGUCGCUUAUCAUUCACGACAUUUUCCAGACGGAUUACAGAAACCCCCAUAUCUCUCAGACGUCCGCAUACUUGGAUUUGUCCAUCCUUUACGGUGACAACCAAGAAGACCAGAACCAAAUACGUACCUUCAAGGAUGGAAAGCUCAAACCUGACUCCUUCUCGGAGCCUCGUCUUCUGGCAUUCCCUGCCAUGUGCAAUGUCCUCAUGGUUAUGUUGAACAGAUUCCACAACAAAGUCGUCGAGCAGCUGGCGCUCAUCAACGAGAACGGCAGAUUCAACAAACCUCGACCUGGCCUUUCGCCUGAGCAAACAGAAGCGGCAUGGAAGAAGUACGAUGAAGAUCUUUUCCAGACUGGUAGAUUGAUCACCUGCGGCUUGUACAUUAAUAUCACGCUGUACGACUACUUGCGCACAAUUGUCAACCUUAACCGGACCAACAGUACAUGGUGCUUGGAUCCCCGUACCAGAAUGCAGGGCACUCAUGCCACUCCCGCCGGUCUUGGAAACCAAUGUUCUGUGGAAUUCAACCUCGCCUACCGCUGGCACUCGGCCACCAGUGCAAAGGAUGAGAAAUGGACAGAAGAAGUGUACAGGGAGAUGUUCGGUAAACCUGCGGAAGAAAUCUCCAUGGUUGAGCUGCUCAUGGGUCUUCACAAAUACGAGCAGAGCAUUGACAAGGACCCUUCGAAGCGUACUUUUGCCAACCUUCAACGUCAGGCUGACGGGACCUUCAAAGACGACGACCUUGUUCAGAUCAUGACUAGUGCUGUUGAAGAUGUCGCCGGAUCUUUUGGUGCUCGGAACGUGCCCAAGGUUAUGCGGUCAAUUGAAAUCUUGGGUAUUGAGCAAGCCCGUAAAUGGAAUGUCGGUUCCUUGAACGAGUUCCGCAAGUUCUUCAACUUGAAACCUUAUGAGACCUUUGAGGAGAUCAACUCGGACCCAUACGUUGCCGACCAACUCCGUCACCUCUAUGAGCAUCCUGACUAUGUUGAACUCUAUCCCGGUAUCGUCGCUGAGGAAGCUAAAGAGCCUAUGGCACCUGGUGUAGGUAUCGCGCCUACCUAUACCAUAUCCCGCGCAGUGCUGUCUGAUGCUGUCGCCCUCGUCCGCGGAGACCGUUUCUAUACUACCGAUCAAACUCCCAGAAACCUCACAAACUGGGGAUGGCAGGAAAGUGGCCAUGACCUGAAUAUCAACCAAGGCUGCGUAUUCUAUAAGCUUGCUUUCCGCGCAUUCCCCAAUCAUUUCAAGUCAGACUCCAUUUACGCACACUAUCCAAUGACCAUCCCAGAGGAGAACAAGGUCAUCAUGAAGAACCUGGGACGUGAAGCUGACUACAGCUGGGACCGACCCAUAUUCAAUGCUCCUCGUGUUGAACUAAAGACAUACCAAGCCGCGAAGGCCGUCCUCGAUGAUACUCGCAACUUCCGCAUUGCUUGGGGCGAUGCCAGUGCUUCGGUGUUUGGGGAGAAGACGGGUUUCGACUAUAUGCUUUCUGGAGACACCCCUUUCCACAACCAGCAGCGGGAACUCCUCGAGAGAGCCCUGUACCAGGAAGGAUGGGCAUUUCGUCUCAAGGAAUUUUAUGAGCAGAUAACCCUACGGUUGCUUCACGACAAGUCUUAUACGCUUGCCGGUACCAAGCAGGUUGAUAUCACUCGGGACGUUGGAAACCUCGCCUCGGUACACUUCGCCGCGCAUGUUUUCGGCCUACCAUUGAAGACCAAGGGCAACCCACGAGGAACAUUCACUGAGCAUGAGCUAUACAUGGCAAAUGCGGUCAUUUUCCAAGCCGUUUUCUUCGACUACGACUUGAUGCGCUCUUAUCCCCUGCGCCAGGCUGCUCGUGCAGUCGCUAAGAAGAUUGGAGAGAUGGUCGAACUCAAUGUCAAGUCUCUUGGCUCAAAUGGCAUCAUUUCUCAUUUCAUUGAUGGCUUGCGCAAGCAAGACAAUCCUUUGUCUGAAUAUAGUGAGAAUGUGGUGAAGAAGUUGCUCGACAGUGGACUCAAUGCACAUGAAGUCACCUGGACUCAGAUCCUGCCAGCCGUUGUUUCUAUGGUGCCAAAGUUGGGUCAAGGGUUCACUCAAGUUCUCGACUUCUAUCUCUCCGACGACGGAAAGGCCUAUUUGCCCGAGAUCAGCCGCCUGGCAAAGUUGAACACACCCGAGUCCGAUGAAGCGCUCACCCGCUAUGUUCUUGAAGCUCUCCGCUUGAAUGGCACUUACGGUGCCUACCGCGAAGCUCAGAGAGAUGUCACCAUCGACGACGGCGGUGAGGAAAUCCACGUAAACAAGGGUUCCAAAGUAUUUGCCAGCUUUAUCAGCGCCUCGUGCGACCCCGUGGUUUUCCCUGAACCUGAAAAGGUUCUUCUGGAUCGUCCCUUGGACUCGUACGCCCACUAUGGUGUUGGACCUCACUCUUGCCUCGGUCAAGAUGCUAGCUGUAUUGCAUUGGCUUCCAUGCUUCGCGUCGUUGGUCGUCUGGAUAAUCUCCGUCGUGCUCGUGGUACUCAGGGUCUGUUGAAGAAGGUCCCUCGCGAAGGUGGUUCUUACCACUACCUCAGAGAAGAUGGCGGCAGCUUCACUCCUUUCCCAGCUACAUUCAAAGUCGAAUGGGACAGCGAACUCCCGGCAUUGAAGAAUCGUGGAACCUGGUGA
Molecule: messenger RNA, 3378 nt
Organism: Talaromyces stipitatus ATCC 10500
Lineage: Eukaryota; Fungi; Ascomycota; Eurotiomycetes; Eurotiales; Trichocomaceae
Product: fatty acid oxygenase PpoC, putative
Exons: 11
Coding region: 1-3378 (1125 amino acids)
Biological process (GO): response to oxidative stress
Molecular function (GO): iron ion binding; peroxidase activity; heme binding
Source: RefSeq, a predicted model, not a curated record